Prorocentrum cordatum is the source of this 957-nucleotide messenger RNA. The record is from the annotation of a GenBank genome assembly. NCBI's taxonomy places the organism in Eukaryota, Dinophyceae, Prorocentrales, Prorocentraceae.
AUGGAGCGCAUGCGGCGGCUCCGGACCAAGAUCUCGGACCUCCAGGUGGGAGACAGGAAGCUCCGGUUCAGGAAGGCGGUGAUCUGCACCGGAGGCCGUGCCACGGUGCCCCCUAUCCCCGGCCUGAGGGAGUCCAGCUACAUGACGCACGUGCAGCUCUUCAAUCUGACAGAGCUUCCCAGGCGCUUCGUGGUCAUCGGUGGAGGGCCCAUCGGCCUGGAGAUGGCCCAGUCUUUCAGGCGCUUCGGAUCCGAUGUGACCCUGCUGGAGGCGGCGCCACGGAUCCUGGGACCCGAAGACCCGGAGGCGUCUGCGAUCCUCCAGCGAUCGCUGGAAGCGGACGGGGUGCGGGUCGUGGUGGAUGCCGGCAUCGAGAGGGUGGAGGACGUGGACGGUGGGGCCUCGAUCAAGAUCCACCUCCAGCCCAAGGGCGGGCCCAGGGAGGAGGUCGUGUGCGACAAGCUGCUGGUCGCCGCCGGGCGGGCGGCGAACGUGGAGAACCUCGGCCUGGAGGCCGCCGGCGUGCACAUCGUCGUGACGAACGCCCUCUUCGGCGGGCGGGGCCCGCCCGUGCUCGCGCCGUCCACCAGGGUCUCCGGGAUCGUCGUGCCCCGCGUCACCUUCACGGAGCCGGAGGCCGAGCGGGCCGGCUUGGAGGUGGACGUCUUCCGAGCAGACCUGGAGCACAACGACAGGUGCAUCCUUGAGGGCGAUCACCACGGCGGCUUCGUGAAGAUCCUGUGUAAGAAGGGGACCCAGCAGGUGGUCGGUGGCGUCAUCGUGGCCGAGCGCGCUGGCGAGAUGCUCGCAGAGAUCACCCUCGCCGCGCAGCACGGCAUUCCUGUGUCCGCACUGGGGCACACCGUGCACCCUUAUCCAACAGCCGGGGAGGGCGUCCAGCAGUGCGCCCUGGGAUACGUCCGCCAGCAUUGGGAGAAGCUCCCACCCAAGGCCUGA